AUGAUCCCAAAUGAGCACAAGGCGAAGGUAGCAUCCAUAACGGUGAUAGUGGACGACUCGCCGGUCGUCAUGAUUUUCAGCGACAUCCACGCGGCUUUGAAGUUAAAGCGACGACUUCGAGAGGUCUUCCCAGAUACUGUUUUCACCAAAAAUAUUGAGAAUGAGAUGCUGGAGAAGCAAGCAAAGAAGGUUGCAGGGUUGAUAAUUCAAAGGCGACUUUUUAUUUCGCCUACAUUGAGCGAUGAAGACUUAAGGAUUGAAAUUCAGGGAAAAAUUAAUCCUGGUACAUUUAUGAAAAGGUCGGCCACUCCUGUUGCUGUCGGGGCCCCGUGGCCUAGCUCAUACGAGAGUGCACUAAGUGAGAAAAUAAAGGAAGCAGAAAAGCACGUGGAAAAGUUUGCCAGUGCAUCACAGCCCCAGGCCCCUGGGGUAGAUAUGCGUAGUAAGAUAGUGUACAGUGCACCCGCUGGGUCCGCAGCUUUUGCUAAGUCUGAGCAGCAGCAACCUCAACCACAGGUGUUUGGUCGCCGGUCCGACUCACACGUCAAUCAGUUCUUGACGCCUGCCAAUCUUGCUACUGCCGCAGGAGCCUCACAAGUGCAAGGAGACAUCCCUGUGCAUGCCGCCUCUAUCAUUCCCAUUCCUAUUCAUAACGGAGUGACCAAUCCUUUGACAAGCGCAAACAUAUUUGGCCCAAAUGCCGUGAAUCCAGGGCCCAACAUCAUAGCCCUGGGGAAUGUGCCUCUAGCCCAAGGCAGUACAAAUAAUAUGGCUGCCUCAACGUCUAUGGCUUCUGGUCAAGGCCCCCAGAUACGCGUCCUCACUAUACCCCAGCUGCAGGCGGGUGCUGUUACUAAUCAACAAGGAGGAUAUGCGACUGCCCUUUCAAACCGUAUUCUAGCUCAUCAGCCAAUACUGGGAGCGAACUACCAGGGACUGGCAGCCUAUGCAACAACUGGUUCUCAACCGGCCCCAUACGUUGCUGCUCUUCAGCAGAAUGCACAGCAAAUAGCCCAGCUGAUACCGGGGUCGGCUGUGCUGACUCAAUUAGCAGCUCCAGGUGCCAUGGUGGGCAAGGUAGCUUCUCAGGCACCAAAUGUCAUGCCACUAUCUGUACAACCAGCAGUGCACCCAGCAGUGGCGCCAGUAUCCAUUUCCAGCGCUACUAUGGUUGGACAGUCUAAGUCCCAACUGGAUUCUGCUGACUUGUCUAUCCCCAAUUCAGCUACGAUCACGGAUCACCAGGCUGACCAGACAAGGGCAAGUGACCCUCCACUUAGCUCGAUGAACACCUCUUACUAUUCUCAGCCUCCCAUGUCUGACAACAGUGAGAUCAUAUUUACUAUUGAUUCUGAUGAAUGCACUGAUUAUCCCAAUACACAGGAGGCGUGUUGUGUUAAUUCUCACAAUAUUCUGUCCAUGAAUGACAUUCCAAUGGCCGAGCAGAUUGGUAGUUCUAGCUCACCUUUGCUGGAGUUGAUCACUAAAUGGUCGCGCAUGAUACGGCAAUCACGACCAGCUAGUCCUAUGAGCGUAACUCAGCAGGAAGGAGAAUUUUAUCAAUACUACAAACACCUCAACACGGAUAACGCUCCUCACCCUUCAGUCAAACCUACGGCACCAAAAUUGUGGGCACCGGCUGACCAACUAUCAUUAUUUAUUUCCGUCUAUGAUCAAAUAUUUACUGGUACACCUGACAAUAUCAAACAAGCAUGGGAAGGCCAUAAGCGAGCCUUUCUGGACUCCUCCGUCACAACCACAAAAACCGCGGUUCAUGCUAUAGAAAAUAACACGAUAGAUGUUCAUGACUUAUCAUCCUCAUCAUCACCGUCCUCUCCGUCUCCAUCCCCAGUACACUCGUCAUUCUUGCCACAAUCGUCGUCAUCACUGUCCUCAUCGUCCAAGACUGUAGAAAAUGCAAUGGAAGCGCCUGCUACUCAGCCAAUUGAUGAUAUUCCCCAAGGAGCAGCAAAUCCCGUUGCCGGGUUGACUUCACAACUUAAAGAAGCAAGGGAGUCGGAGCCCUCCGCCUUUUCUAAGCAUAUAUUUGCCACCGUACCCACCAACCCCAAUAUGAGCGCCUUACAAGCUGGCCAAGAACUCUUAAAUAUCGGUUUUCCGGACAAACAGAAGUUCUUCUCAGAUCUUCUCACACAAUUUCCCAGCACAGUUAGCGUUUCUGAGCUUGCACAGAUAAAUCCUAACCUGUCUUCACUUUUAUCUAACAGCGUUGCGACUCUGGGAGUAGAUCAACGGCAGAAACAAGACCUUGGAGUCCAAGAGGCGACGGCACAGAUGCUAACCCAUCUGAAUUUUGUCAAUGGAAAGAGUAGUGAUAUUGACAAUCUUUUAAGAAAUUGCCAGCCGCCUCUCACCUAUCUCAGAGCUCCAAAUGAACUGCCUCUCAAGACACUAUUCACUGCACCCACGAGUAACUGGGGCAGCUCAAUGCCCACAAUAGACUGUCUCUUCCCUCCAAAUAAGAACAUACAGGUGGAUGUGAUACUCCUCUUGUACUUACUUUCGUUUGGAGGAGCCGUGGACGAAGUUAAAAGCGAUAACGACGAUCUUAAUUUUCUUCCUUCCGAAGCGUCUUCGCAGAUACUGAAGGAGUACACGCGUAAGAGAUGCGUAGAGCUGCAGCACAAGCUACUUACUCUGUAUCACCAGGAGGACUUUUUAGAAUUAAAAGCAGGUACACCCAGCCUCUAUUCGCGCGGAAACAUCCGUACCACAGUAACCAACUAUGUCACAUGUGCUCAGAAUACCAACUUGAACCUCCAUCUCUCUCUUCAGACCGACAACAAUCCUGGAAAAGCUGUGUUAAGCUUGCCAUGUGUGCUUCUGGACAGCGAGCACCUAGCACUUAUUCUCCCACGCACGAAGGAGGCAUCAAUAGGUAAAGACAAGGAAAUAGAUAGAUUGCUUGAAAGUAUUACAUUCAUGAAUGGAAAACUGACAAGGAGAGAGUUCUAUAGCAGGGGAAGAGCCUCUCAGAUGAUACCGUCUAUAUCUUCUAUUACGUUAGGGUCCGGCACGGACUCAGAUUUAAAAAAGCAUGUUCGCCUCUAA
This is a messenger RNA of Giardia duodenalis, 3072 nucleotides long. RefSeq lists its product as uncharacterized. The coding region runs from base 1 to 3072 and encodes 1023 amino acids. The transcript has a single exon. The record is from RefSeq and is a predicted model, not a curated record. Lineage: Eukaryota; Fornicata; Diplomonadida; Hexamitidae.